AAAUUAUAAAAUGCAUAUAACAAAAUCUAACUGCUUAUCCAUUUUUUUAAAUGUACAACUCAGAAAUAUUAAUAACAUUUAGAAUGUGUGCAACAAAUCUCCAAACUAUUUCCAUCUUGGAAAACUAAAACUCUGCUAACAUUGGACAGUAACUCCCAGUUCCUCCUCCUGCUGCACCUGGCAACUUCUCUUCUACUUUCUGUCUCUAUGAAUUCAACUACUCCAGAGCCUUAAAAAAAAAAAUCAUAUAGUGUUUGUUUUUUUGUGACUGGCUUAUUUCACUUGGCAUUAUGUCUGUCCGUGUUGUAGCAUGUGUGAGAAUUUCCUUCCUUUUUAAGGCUGAAUAAUUUCUAUUGCAUGUACAGACCAUAUUUUGUUUAUCCCUUUGACUGUUUAGGGUUUGGGUGGCACUGGGGUUAGAAUCCAUGUCCUCUACUGUUCCAAGAAUGCACUCAACCACUUAGCUGCCUUCCCAGCCCUAACCCUUUGUAGGUUGAUAGACACUUUGGUUGCUUUCAACUUUUUCCUCUUGUGAAUACUGCUGCCUGGAAGAUGAGUGUACAAAAUUAUAUUCCUUUUCUCUGCCUCUGUCUCUUUCUUUGUUUCACUCUAUGCUGCCCAUGCUGGUCUCCAACUGCUGGCCUCCAGGAAUUCUCCUGCUUCAGUUCCCUGAAUAGCUAAGGCUACAAGCAUACAUCACUGCACCUGGCUAAAAUUCCUAUAAAGUUGUUGUGUCAUUAACUUUUCCUCUAUGAGUCUGACCUCCUUAACCUGACUACAAAUUUUCUCAAGUAGGGACUGUAAAAUGAUGUUUUUUAAAAUUAGAUGUUGAUGACCUUUAUUUUAUUCAUUUAUUUAUAUGUUGUGCUGAAAAUCGAACCCAGUGCCUCACACAUGCUAGGCAAGCACUGAGCCACAACCCCAGCCCUCAAAUCAUGUAUUUGAAAGAGCUUCAUUAAUAUAAAAUUCCAAAUAAAUGUUGAUGAUUGCAAUCUCCUUUGCAUAAGAAUUCCAAAUAACUUAUGUGGAAUACUCCCCCCUCAAGGAGAUGUAGUGUGAUCCCCAUUUCCUUAAGAGUGGGAUUCACAUGAUGGCUUUGUUUUUAAAAAAUCAAACAGGAGGAUAAGGGAGAAACUUUACACAGAGUAACUUGAUAAACUUUUGGCCAAAGCUAGGUGAUGGAGGUCAAUAUCAGCAGUGGUAACUCGUGUUAAUAGUAUAUACCUUUGAUGUGAUGUCAUAAGAAUAGCAUUUUAUCUCUGUGGCCCCCUCCAACCUAUAACCUGUGUCUGACCAUGAGAAAAAUACUACCCAUACCCAAAGAAAAGGACAAAAUACUUGAUGACCUUAUAACUAUUAAGGUCAUUAAACAAACAAAAAAUAGCAUUCUCAGAGAUGGUCACAGUCCAGAGGCAUCUAAGGGACAUAUCCUGGAUGAGAUUCAGGAACAGAUGGAGGACAGUAGGUAAUACUAAGGAGAUUAAAAGAAAAAAAAAAAUCUGGGGCUGGGAUUGUAGCUCAGUGGUAGAGUGCUUACCUAGCAUAUGUGAGACACUGAGUUCAAUUCUCAGCACCGCAUAUAAAGAAAUAAAAAGAAGGUCCAUCAAAAACUAUUUUUUUUAAAUCUGUGGAAUCUAGUAAAGUACCAAUCAAUGUUGGUUUCUUAGUUACAAAAAUGUACCACUGUAAUAUUCACAUAGGGGAAAAGUGAGUGCAGGGUACACUGGAACUCUCUCUAAUACACUUUUCUGUGCAUCUAAAAUUACUCAAAAAGUUUAUUUUAAAAGAACAGUGUGGGCCAGGGAUGUGGCACAGUAGGUAGAGAACUUGCCUAGAGUGUGCUGAGACCUUAGGUUCAAUCCCCAGCAUAAGGGUGUGUUUGUGUGUGGAGGGGAUGGCCCUGCAAGUUGAAAAACAUUCAUGAUUAUUUUUACUAUUAUUUUAAAAGACUUUGUAUCUCAUGAAUACCAUGCAUGGAACCAUUGCACCUCUCCACCUGUAUUUCUUGGGAAUAAGGUUUUUAUUUAUUACUUCUCCUUGAGAUCUACUGUAUUGUAGACAAUUAAUGUUACUUAUAUUAAUAAGUAGGCUCUUUGUUGUAUUAGCUGAACAAAUUAAUGUGAAUACUCUGGAAAUUCAAGGAGUUUAUUCCCUGUGCUAGGAAAUUGAAGUAACAGAAAUAACUUUGGCAGGACUCUAGGAAAAUAGAACAAAGCCCCAAGGUUUAGCUACAGACACCAAACCAAUGUAAACAACUGUGACAUUUUUAAAAAUCCACAUUAUUUUAGGGGAAUAGAAAGAAAUUAGCAGUCAGUACUCUGAAUUAAAAAAAUUUAAUACAAUAACUUUAUUUAUUUAUUUUUAUGUGAUGCUGAGGAUCGAACCCACUGCCUCACAUGUGCCAGACCAUCAUUGAAUGUCUAAAGUAUAUUUGUACUGGAGAUUUCCCUCCUGGAACCAAAGGAAAUACAUUUGUUCAUGAUCCCAAGGUUGCUCAAGAAACAGAUGUGAGAGCCCAGAUUCGUUUGCAGUUUCGUGAUGUCAAUGGAGAACUUAUAGCUGUGCAGAGAUCUAUGGUGUGUAGUCAGAAAAGCAAAAAGACAGAAUUUAAAACCCUGGAAGGAGUCAUUACAAGAACAAAGCAUGGUGAAAAGGUCAGUCUCAGUUCUAAAUGUGCAGAAAUUGACAGAGAAAUGAUAAGUUCUCUUGGGGUUUCCAAAUCUGUGCUAAAUAAUGUCAUUUUCUGUCACCAAGAAGACUCUAAUUGGCCAUUAAGUGAAGGAAAGGCUCUGAAGCAAAAGUUUGAUGAAAUUUUUUCAGCAACAAGGUACAUUAAAGCUUUAGAGACGCUUCGUCAGGUACGUCAGACACAAGAUCAGAAAGUAAAAGAAUGUCAGACAGAGCUGAAAUAUCUGAAACAAAAUAAGGAAAAAGCUUGUGAAAUUCGUGAUCAGAUUACUAGUAAAGAAGCCCAGUUAACAUCUUCAAAGGAAAUUGUCAAAUCCUAUGAGAAUGAACUUGACCCACUGAAGAAUCGCCUAAAAGAAAUUGAACACAAUCUCUCUAAAAUUAUGAGACUUGAUAAUGAAAUUAAAGCCUUGGAUAGCCGAAAGAAACAAAUGGAAAAAGAUAAUAGUGAACUGGAACAGAAAAUGGAAAAGGUUUUUCAAGGGACUGAUGAACAACUAAAUGAUUUAUAUCAUAAUCAUCAGAGAACAGUAAGAGAGAAAGAAAGGAGAUUAGUAGACUGUCAGCGUGAAUUGGAAAAACUAAACAAAGAAUCUAGGCUUCUCAAUCAAGAAAAAUCAGAACUUCUUGUUGAACAGGGUCGUCUACAGCUACAAGCAGAUCGUCAUCAAGAACAUAUCCGAGCUAGAGACUCAUUAAUUCAGUCUUUGGCAACACAGCUAGAAUUGGAUGGCUUUGAGCGUGGACCAUUCAGUGAAAGACAGAUUAAAAAUUUUCACAAACUAGUGAGAGAGAGACAAGAAAGGGAAACAGAAACUGCCAACCAACUGAUGAAUGACUUUGCAGAAAAAGAAACUCUGAAACAGAGACAGAUAGAUGAGAUAAGGGAUAAGAAGACUGGACUGGGAAGAAUAAUUGAGCUAAAAUCAGAAAUCCUAAGUAAGAAGCAAAAUGAACUGAAAAAUGUGAAGUACGAAUUACAGCAGUUGGAAGGAUCAUCAGACAGGAUUCUUGAACUGGACCAGGAGCUCAAAAAAGCUGAACGUGAACUAAGCAAGGCUGAGAAAAAUUGCAAUGUAGAGACCCUAAAAACAGAAGUAAUAAACCUUCAAAAUGAGAAAGUAGACCUAGACAGGACCUUGCGUAAAUUGGACCAGGAGAUGGAGCAGUUAAAUCAUCAUACAACAACCCGUACCCAGAUGGAGAUGCUGACCAAGGACAAAGCUGACAAAGAUGAACAAAUCAGAAAAAUAAAAUCUAGGCACAGUGAAGAACUAACUUCAUUGUUGGGGUAUUUCCCCAACAAAAAGCAACUCGAAGACUGGCUUCAUAGUAAAUCAAAAGAAAUUAAUCAGACUAGGGACAGACUUGCUAAAUUGAACAAGGAACUAGCUUCAGCAGAGCAAAAUAAAAAUCAUAUAAAUAAUGAGCUGAGAAGAAAGGAGGAACAGUUGUCCAGUUAUGAAGACAAGCUGUUUGAUAUUUGUGGUAGCCAGGAUUUUGAAAGUGAUUUAGACAAGCUUAAAGAGGAAAUUGAAAAAUCCUCAAAACAGAGAGCCAUGCUGGCUGGAGCCACAGCAGUCUACUCCCAAUUCAUUACUCAGCUAACAGAUGAAAACCAGUCAUGUUGCCCCGUCUGUCAGAGAGUUUUUCAUACAGAGGCUGAAUUACAAGAAGUUAUCAGUGAUUUGCAGUCUAAGCUGAGGCUUGCUCCAGAUAAACUCAAGUCAACAGAAUCAGAGCUGAAGAAAAAAGAAAGGCGGCGUGAUGAAAUGCUGGGGCUUGUGCCCAUGAGGCAAAGCAUAAUUGAUUUGAAGGAGAAGGAAAUACCAGAAUUAAGAAACAAACUACAGAAUGUCAAUAGAGACAUACAGCGCCUAAAAAGUGACAUAGAAGAACAGGAAACACUUUUAGGUACAAUAAUACCUGAAGAAGAAAGUGCUAAAGUAUGUCUGACAGAUGUUACAAUUAUGGAGAGGUUCCAGAUGGAACUUAAAGAUGUUGAAAGAAAAAUUGCACAGCAAGCAGCUAAACUACAAGGAAUAGACUUAGAUCGAACUGUUCAACAAGUAAACCAGGAGAAACAAGAAAAACAACACAAAUUAGACACAGUUUCCAGCAAGAUCGAAUUGAAUCGUAAACUUAUACAGGACCAGCAGGAACAAAUUCAACUCCUAAAAAGUACAACAAAUGAUCUUAAAUCAGAGAAACUUCAGAUAUCCAGUAACUUGCAGCGUCGUCAGCAACUAGAGGAGCAGACUGUAGAAUUAUCCACUGAAGUUCAGUCUUUAUAUAGAGAGAUAAAGGAUGCUAAAGAGCAGAUAAAUCCUUUGGAAACAACACUGGAAAAGUUCCAGCAGGAAAAAGAAGAAUUAAUCAACAAAAAACAUACAAGCAACAAAAUAGCACAGGAUAAACUGAAUGAUAUCAAAGAGAAGAUUAAAAAUAUUCAUGGUUACAUGAAAGACAUUGAGAAUUAUAUUCAAGAUGGAAAAGAUGACUAUAAGAAGCAAAAAGAAAUUGAACUUAAUAAAGUAAUAGCUCAACUAAGUGAAUGUGACAAAAACAAAGAAAAGAUAAAUAAAGAAAUGGGAAUCAUGAGACAAGAUAUUGAUACACAAAAGAUACAAGAAAGAUGGCUACAGGACAACCUCACUUUAAGAAAAAGAAAUGAGGAACUAAAAGAAGUUGAAGAAGAAAGAAAACAACAUUUGAAGGAAAUGGGUCAAAUGCAGGUUUUACAAAUGAAAAAUGAACAUCAGAAGUUGGAAGAGAACAUAGACAAUAUAAAAAGAAAUCACAGUUUGGCACUGGGGCGACAGAAAGGUUACGAGGAAGAAAUUAUUCAUUUUAAGAAAGAACUUCGAGAACCUCAGUUUCGAGAUGCUGAGGAAAAAUAUAGAGAAAUGAUGAUUGUUAUGAGAACAACAGAGCUGGUAAACAAAGAUCUGGACAUUUAUUAUAAGACCCUUGACCAAGCAAUAAUGAAAUUUCACAGUAUGAAAAUGGAAGAAAUCAAUAAAAUUAUUCGUGAUCUUUGGCGAAGUACCUAUCGUGGACAAGAUAUUGAAUACAUAGAAAUACGAUCUGAUGCUGAUGAAAAUAUAUCAGCUUCUGAUAAAAGACGGAAUUAUAACUACCGAGUGGUGAUGCUGAAGGGAGACACAGCCUUGGACAUGCGAGGACGAUGCAGUGCCGGACAAAAGGUAUUGGCCUCACUCAUCAUUCGCUUGGCGCUGGCUGAAACUUUCUGCCUGAACUGUGGCAUCCUUGCCUUGGAUGAGCCAACAACAAAUCUUGACCGAGAAAACAUUGAAUCUCUUGCACACGCUCUGGUUGAGAUAAUAAAGAGCCGCUCCCAGCAGCGCAACUUCCAGCUUCUGAUAAUCACUCAUGAUGAAGAUUUUGUGGAGCUCUUAGGACGUUCUGAAUAUGUGGAGAAAUUCUACAGGAUUAAGAAGAACAUUGAUCAGUGCUCAGAGAUCGUGAAAUGCAAUGGCCAUGGGGGAGCAAUUCUGAAACUAUUAUGUACAGAUGCUUCAUCAUGUACAAUGGAGUUACAUCCCUCUAAAUCUAUCAUACGCUGAAAAUGUAAGUAAAAUGCACUUAUCUUCUGGGCACCGCGGCACACACCUAAAAUCCCAGUGGCUCAGGAGGCUGAGGCAGGAGGAUUGCAAGUUCAAAGCUAGCCUCAGCAACUUGUCAAGGCAUUUAGCAACUCAACGAGACCCUAUCUCUAAAUAAAAUAUAAAGAAGGGACUGGAGAUGUGGCUCAAUGGUUAAGCACCCCUGGGUUCAAUUAUCAGUACAAAAAAAAUGCAUUUAUCACCCCUAACCUACCAACGACCUAGCUUAGCAACCCAGUGUAGUUGCAUAGUAUUAGUUUUUUUCCCUUGAGAUCACUAGGCUGAUUGGGCUGAUUGCCACUGCCUAGCACUGUGACAGAGUAUCAUACAGCAUAUUGCUAGCCCCAGAAAAGUUCAGUUUAAAAUUCAAAAUGUGAAGUGUGGUUUCUAUCAAAUGCAUACUGCUUUCACACUAUAAAAUCAGACAAUCAUAAGUCAAACCAUCCUAAGUCAGGAUCUGUAUGUGCUAAAACAAUACACAUGUAUUUUGUAGAUAAUAAGAAUCCAGUGUUCUGAAUACAUGUAUAACAUAUAUUCAGUUAGUAAUCAGCUAAUUUAAAUAAUCAAAGAAAACCCAGGCUUCAUGGAUAAACUGAUGGUUUCUAUCAUAUUUAAAGAAUACCAUCAAUCCUUUAGAAUAAAAAGUUAAAAUCAAUUUCACUCCUGAGUAUAUAGCCCAAAGAAUCAAAAGUAGGGGGUCUCAAAAGAUAUAUGCACACCUUUGUUGAUAGCAGCAUAGAAACAGCUCACAUAUUCAUGGACAGAUGAAUAUUGGGUAUUCAUGUAAUGAAAUAUUGGCCUUAAAAAGGAAGGAAAUUCUAACAUAUGCUGCAAUGUUGAUGAACUUUGAGGACAUUAUGCUAAGUGAAAUAAGCCAGUCAGCCAAGGAAAAAUGCCAUUUUAUUUCAUAUAUAUGAGAUACCUAGAGUAGGUAAAUUCAUAGAGAUCAAAAUAAAAAGGGUGUUCACCAGGGGCUGAGAGAGGGGAGGAUGGGGGUUUGUUUAAUGGGCACAGUUUCUGUUUUGUAAGAUGGAAAGUUCUGGGAGACUGGUUACACAACACUGUGAGUGUACUUAAAAAUCUUGAACUAUACACUUGAAAAUGGUUUAGAUGGUAAGUUCUAUGGGUGUUCUACCACAACUUAAAGCUUUAAAGGAGACAGAACUAAGUACACACCAACACAGGCUGGUCUGCACACAUAUUCUACUUCUGUCCACUGAGGGUGCCUCAGUAAUAAUGAGCACACCUACUGCCCUAAUUAUGAUCUUGAUUUAACUUUUAUAUAAGGAAAUGAGGCUCCUUGGAGAAAUGGUUGAUUCUAGGGCUGUAGCGUGGAAAAAUACAAAAAGAGCCUGGAACACCUUGUGGUACCAUUGUGUGUGUGUGUGUGUGUGUGUGUGUGUGUUUUCCGAAGAAAAGGGUUUGUUCAGAGAACACAGGACCUCACCUGAAGUAAUGUCUUUGAGAAACAAAGACAGUAUGACAGUAUAACCCAUAGAGAGACAAAAACCUGUGAGCACAUACUGAUAUAACAAGUACUUAACCAAAGUGGGGAGAAGGAAAUUGAAAAACCACCAUCAGGCAAAUAACCACAGUAAAAGAAUCAUUGAUUGGUGCUAACAUUUAAGGAGAAAUGAUUUUAUAUAGUCUCAAACUAUCUCCCUCAAUAUAUUUAUUAACUAGAACAAGAGAAAGGUGUUAACUUUAUAGUGGAAAAACCUGGCAGAAGCCGUCUUAACCAAGUCAAAGUCAAUACCCAAUGAAGCAUGACAUGACUCCUAUGACAUGAUGCACUGAGAAGGACACAACUCCAUUUCUGUGAUAUUCUUGCCAAAAAUGUGUAACCUCAAUCCAAUUACAAAAAAAAUGCCAUAAUUUUCUCAUAAGACACAUCCAAACUGAAGAACAUAACUGGUCAAUAUUAUUAGAAAAUACAAGAAUUAUGAAUGACAACACUGAGGGACCAUUCCAGAUUUCAGGAGACCAGGGAGAAUUAACAACAUUGUGAGAUCUGGGUUGGAUUUUUUGGGGGGGGCUGGGGAUUGGACUAGGGCCCCAUGCAUGCCAAGCAAGCACUCUACCACUGAGCUACAUUCCCAGCUCCUUCUGGAUUGGAUCCUGAAACCAAUAAAGGACAUUAGUGGAAACACUGGUGAGAUUCAAAUAAAGAGUGUAGUUUAUUCAGUAAAUGAGUGUUUUUUGUUUUUGAUUAUUGCACUAAGAUUCAGUGUCUGGUGAGCACUUUCUGCAUUUGGAAGGUGUCACCAUUAGGAGAAGCUGGGAAAGGGGAAAUGUGGAAACCCUAAUAUUUUUUGCAACUUUUCUAUAAACCUAAAGUUAAUUCAGAAUACGGGUCUUUUUAAUUUUUUUAACAUUUAUUUUUUAGUUGUAGUUGGACAUA
Messenger RNA from Ictidomys tridecemlineatus (thirteen-lined ground squirrel), 8715 nucleotides. Lineage: Eukaryota; Metazoa; Chordata; Mammalia; Rodentia; Sciuridae. The record is from RefSeq and is a predicted model, not a curated record.